AUGGUAAACUCGACUUCUGUCACUUUACAGGUGCCGCCAAGACGUCCUUUUCGUCGCACUCCGGGACCAAAGGUCAAAAAUCGGUGGCCAGGUAAAGGAGAUUGGCAGCAUUUGGAAUAUGUCGAAUUACCAUUGCGCAUCGUAACGUGUGUGCCAGUGGGUGAAGAAAACUUGACGACUACAACGGGGACAAUGCACAUCCAAGUACCUGGCUGUGGACAAGUUCUACCUACACUGAUGACAGUGGUCCAUCUAGUCCAAGCUUCUGGUUUCUUCACCAAUGACGAUUAUACUAUGAUGGAAAAGACUCAUUACGCUUUGAUAAAAGAUUUGUUGGUACUUCCAUUUCCCAUUUCCCGCCCGUGGUCACCUUUUCGAAAAAGGCAAUGGGGUUUUGGUAAACGGCACAAAGACAGGUCGAGUACCCAUGAUAAAGUGAACCCAAUCUCUAUGAUUCACCAUGCUUGGAAAUUCCUUGAAGUCGACGAUCGAAAGGAGGUUGUUCUAACUUGUCCACAAUGGAAGAAAUAUGUGGAGUUGCGUCGCUUUGCGUCAGUCACAUCUCUCGUUUGUUUGCGGGAGGAACGUCCCAUGCCGUCGGCAGGGAUUCCGACUACCUUGGAUCCUCAUCGCGCGUGGCUUAAUUCUGCAGGUUUACUGCGGUUUGAUUUCCACCAUGGCGAUUUUGUGCGCUGGCUUGGUGGCGAAUAUGUCAAUCAAGGUCGGGAUUUCAAUGCCGAAUGGGAUAUUAUCGAAAAGACGAUGGAUGGCAAGACCGUUCCAAAGGAAUAUCCUCCCGUGAAAUUUGACAUGGCGUACCGUAUUCAAACUGAGGGAGUUCCACUACGUGCAAACUAUACAACUCCAAUGGAAGCUACUAUCUUACGCAAUGCCUACGAUAACCAUCCUGCAGUAUCCGCGAACAUGGACAAGGUCGAGGAGAAAUUUGCGAAGGAAGAGUGGAAGGCAUACCAUAUCCACUAUCUUCGUUUUGUCUAUGAAUUCAUACCUGGGCUCGUGAUCAAUCCUAUUCAGUGGGUUUUUGACAAAGGAAAAGGUCGCAUUUGCAUCGAUUGCUCCAAUGGUCCGGAUAAGGACGGUUCAGUGAACACGCACAUCCCAAAGCCAAAGGAAAACCUGGAAUUGGAAUGCCCUCCUGUUUUCUAUCAGUUUGCAUUUAACCGGUUUUUGCGACAUUUGUUGCGCAUGCGAGUUACGCGACCGAACAGUCCCAUUCUGGUUCAUGCUGAUGACAUUGAAGCUGCUUUUCGACGUGUAUUGUACCAUCCUGAUGUUGCUGUGGCAUUCGCUUAUGUAUAUUCCGACUAUCUGAUUGUCCCGGUGGGUCAAGUUUUUGGUUCACGCAAUGCACCGUCCUUCUAUUGCGUCUUGGCCGAUUUGCGUGAAGUUCUUUCUGCAUGUCGGGAGGAUGUGCCUGUUGAAGCUUUACACAGUCUGGUACAAGAAUGUGAUUUGGAAGUGCACCAAGAAUCAUCUUUGAUGACUGUCCCAUCUGAUUCCCAUUAUCCUCCUCUCUCUACUGACGAAUUGUCACGGAUGUACAAUGCCAGUUAUGUGGAUGACAAUGCGGUGGCAGCGUUUCUUGAUGCAAUUGAACAAGCCGUUCAUCACAGUGUGAUGUCAGCAUUUGAGGUCUUUGGAUCCGAUUUUCGAAGAGGUCAUCCCUUGCAACAAGCCAAGUGGGUAAAGACAGUUUCGGAAUCUUUCGUGUUCUUGGGUUUUCGGAUUGACACUCAUGAUAUGACUGUCUCUUGGCCUCUCGAUAAGCGUCAAGCUUUACACGAUUUCUUAACUGAUGUGCUGGCAAAACCGAUCAAGUUUGUCACUCCACGCGAGAUGGCCCGAAUUGUGGGCAUUGUACGAUCAGCCUCAGCCAUUGCUCCAUGGGGAACUUUCCUCAGUUUCAAUUUACAGAAUGCCCUAACAGCGGCGGCUAAGAAUGCCUUCUCUGAUAAACGAAAAUGGUGGACCCGUUCGAGAAUUUACCUCUCGACAGUAGCUGUAGCUACCAUCAAUCAACUACUUGAAACACUGUUUGCUCAAAUCUAUGAAUCGACAAUUAGCAACAAGACCCAAGGGAUUGGGUGUCAUGCAACGGGAACAGUAGAAUUAAAUACUGGCACCCUUGGCAAAUCUGCCUUAGGCAACCAACGUGGUUGCCUUGCCUUUCAAGGCACCAAGUUCAUUGUACCAUGGUGUUCUCGACCGUUUGUUCCAUGUAAUGGAAAGUCCUACACGCUCCAUAUCAUCAAUAAAGACUCUGGCAACAGACCUAAAUAA
Messenger RNA from Cylindrotheca closterium, 2301 nucleotides. Lineage: Eukaryota; Bacillariophyta; Bacillariophyceae; Bacillariales; Bacillariaceae. The record is from the annotation of a GenBank genome assembly.